CUAGCAGAGAAACUCCACCAGAUUUACGGGCUCCCGACAUCUGGGCGAGAGACGGCUCCACCAACAGCCGACCAACUUACGCUCCGAGCCGGAGGAGAACGCCGCCGAGCCUCCGGUCCGCACCGAGCCAGGCAGGCGCUGUGGCGGAACCCAAGCGCAAAACCCGGGACAGGCUGGAGCAAGGAGCGCUGCCCGACUCUGACCAUGAGCUGAGAUGACACUCCAGUGAACCACACACUUACACUCACACACACGCACACAUACAUACAUACACACCGUGACUUUCUGAAAACAGCGUCCAAGAAAAAUCAACAACAACAAGAACCAGAAAAUCGGAGAGAUCCACGCAACUUCACGACCACCGGCCACUAUGUACCGUUCCACUAAAGGAGCUUCCAAAGCUCGGAGGGAUCAGAUCAACGCAGAGAUCAGGAACCUGAGGGACUUGUUGCCCAUCUCCGAUGCGGACAAGGCUCGCCUCUCCUAUCUACACAUCAUGUCCCUCGCCUGCAUGUACACGAGGAAAUCCGUCUUCUUCUGUCCAGAUGUAACUGAAGCUAGUGGAGCUGAGGAAAGCCAGAGAUUCUUAUCAUUCCACGAGCUCUCAGAACUGUUGCAAGCCAUGCCAGGUUUUGUGCUGCUGCUGACCGGUGAGGGGAAGCUACUUUACCUGUCGGACAGCGUCUCUGAGCACCUCGGACACUCAAUGGUAGAUUUGGUCGCCCAAGGGGACAGCGUAUAUGACAUAAUCGACCCGGCAGACCAUUUUAUUAUGAGAAGUAACCUGGUGCCUCCGACUUCACCUGAGACAGAUCGAUUGUUCCGCUGCCGAUUCAACACCUCCAAGUCGGUACGCAGACAGAGCGCUGGUAACAAGCUUGUUCUGAUCCGAGCUCGCUGUCUGUCACCACCACCUGGGCCCUCCUCGCCGGGAUCCUACUGGACCUCUAAUCCUGUGUAUGUGUGUUUCUGCGCACCUCUGGAUCCUCACCCAACCCGACCUGGCACCUCCACAGAACAGCCUCCGGCCUCGUCCCUGGAGGGCGGCUUCCUCCUACCGUGUUUCCGCUCGCAGCACAGUCGUGACAUGAGAGUACAGGAAGCCCAGGACAGUGUGAUGGCAUACCUCGGGAUGGAUGCAGAAGCUCUGCGCUCUCGUUCCUGGUACAGCCUGUUGCACCCACAGGACCUGACGCAUGCCUCAGCUCAACACUGUAGUCUGUUGAGAGAGGGAGGAGAAGGCAGAGCUGAGAUGGUGGUUCGAGUAGAAGCCGCAGAUAACUCCUGGGUCUGGCUCUAUAUGGUCCUGCAGCUGGAGACUGGAGAGAACCCUAUCAGCAGCAACAAUUAUAUCAUCAGUGAGACAGAGGCCUGGUCAGUGAGGCAACAGCUGACCACUGAGGAGACACAGCUCUCUGUGGUGCUAAGUACCAGCACUAGUACCUCACAACAAGAUCCCACAAGUUUGCAAAGUCCGGAGACCCUCUCCAGCCCCGACCAAGUCUUCACACCCGGAAGCAGCGGCCUCUCGGGUCAAUCGUUCGACUUCAGCACAACAGUGUGCAGCACUGGCUCUGCAGAAGAGCAAGGUGCCAGCUCCUCAAUGGAAACCAUGGCAUUGGAGAGUGGUCCACGGUCCAGUCUCUCCUCUCUGGAGGAGGAGACCUUCUUCCAGCAGCCACCUGGCGAAACAAUCGACAGGCCUUCAGCUGCUUCAUCCCCUGUUACUGUUGCCACAGUGUCAGACUUGGACUUCCUCACCCAGAACAUAUUGCUUCCACCUGCUUUCCAGGUAGAUCCCCCACUACCUGCACUCCCCCUUCCUCUACCACCGGUGCCUACCACGCAGGCACAGCAAACCAAGGAGUUUGUGUGCACACCUCCAUACACACCUCAGCUGGGAGGCAGCAGCUUCCCCUUUGGGGAACCCCUCUUCAGCUUUGACCCCACCGGUGCCACCACACCACCACCACUUGCCCCAACUGCUACAGUCACGACUACAGUCGCUCCUUCUCUUUCCCCAUCUGCACCCUCAAACCCACAAGGCAGCCCUCCUCCUCCAACCACCACACUCUCCACCCUCCUGCCACUCACUCUGCAAACUCCAUCCACAGACAUUCUCUUCCCCGCAGAGCCUUGCAGCAGUUCACUCUAUGAGAAGCUUCCUCCCACCCCAGACAGUCCAGGAGAUGGGGAUUGCACCAUCAUGACACUGCCUGAGGUUCGUGGUCCACUCUACGUUGAUGUCCCUCACGGGCCACUCCCAUACCCACCUGAAGGCCUGCUCACACCUGAAGCCUCACCUGGAAAACAGCCCACCUUGUCUUUCUUCUCUCUAGACAGAGAAAAAGAACGAACAGAAAUCUCCCUUUUAGCGCAGCACAUAAGCACACUAGCUGAGGGCUUCUACCUGGACCCUCUUCUCUCCAAGCUUCUGCCCUCUUCCAUCUCUCCUCGAGCUCCCUCCCCCUCUCUGGACUCAGUAGGCCUGGAAACGAUCUCACUUUUGGGUGAAAUCUACCCGGUCAAAUCCUGGAGAGGCCUAGACUUGCCCAUCUUCCCAGACGACGACUCUCUGUUUGAAGAGAGUGUCUUAGAAACCCUCCUUAAAGACCUCUCCUCACCAUCGCUCUCUCCCACCCCGUCUUCUCCCUCCAGUCCUCCCUGUUCCCCACUGACUCCUGAGUGCUGGUGUCCACCCCUGCACUUUGAUGGGGUCUCUGCCGUGAGUGCCGGCCACUUCUGUAGCGUCCAAUCGGCGCACUGUAACCACGCGGCCGGGUGCGGGGCUAUGAUGUCGCCGCUCAAUGUAGGCGACAUGACGGAUGGGAAGGUGGCAGGCGAAGUUGCAAUGGAGACAGAGGUAGCGUCAUCGCCACUGUCUACCGGUAUCCCAGCGUCACCACCGCUGCAACUGACAGCCUCGCCCGUCUCUCCAGUGCCUGUCUCCUCACCCGUCAGCCUCGCAUCGCCUGGCCUGCCCUGCGCCCAGUCCCUCCUCGAGGAGCUGGCCGCCCUGGAACCCACGUUUGGGGCAGGUGCCUCGAUCGCCCCUGGCCUGGGGCAACAACCUGAGUUGUAUCAACUCCAAAGUCACCUGCCGCAACAGUGCUUCCACAAAGAUGGGAGUGGAAGUGAUCCUCCGUUCUAAAAUAAGUCUGUGACUUACUUCAUUAAGUAUGGCAUAUUGUCAUAUUUCAUGGAGCUACUUUUACUGAAAAGUGAAAAUUAUAUGUAUAAAUAUAUACAUAAUGUAUAUAAAGCCAAAAAGACUUGAACUUCCUCAUAUCCACUGAGAAAAUUCAUUCAUAUUUUGUUCAUGUAUUUAUCCAUGAAUUUAUAUGUCUAUAAUGGUGCAACAUCUCAACAAUGAUGCAAUAUUCUAGCGUGUGAACCGCGCCAAGUCGUGAAAAGUCUUGGUUGAGGUCAGUUUUUUGUCUCUGCUUUACUGUUAACAUGAGCUUUUUAUCAGAGAAUACGAUCUCUGACUUCGUAAGCGCAACUCGACUUGCAUUUGUAUUCACUCGUAGUGAAAAUACUCUGUCGUGAACUGUUGUGAAGACACGAGAAAAACAAACAAACGUGUCUUCACAUUUCAAUAAGAUUACAAACAAACAGCUUACAGCUCAACGCUUGUAAUGGCAGCCUCAUACACAUAAUGCCCAAUGUGUGGAUCCACUUUAUAUCCUACAGUUAUAUACAAUAACAUACAAUAUGAUUCCUACAUGCAAUGUAGGUCAAUCUUCAGAAUCUUCAGAAUAUUUUGGAAUUUAAAAACAUAACAUGCUCUUUCUUUAGUAGAGUUAUUUCUUUGUGAAUGCUGUAACUUACAAUGCAAAAACGGAUGAUUUUAGACAUGGCUUGAAUGCAUAUCCAGAAUACAUUGAGCUUUGGGUUUGCGGCUGCCAUGAGUUAGUUCUCUUUUCCGAUGUGUGUGUUCAAUCAGUGUGCUGUACAAAUGUUUCUUUAAUCUGUGAACAAAUCCCAGUUUGUGUGUGAGGAGAAGUCAAUCAAGUUUUCCAGUAUUCUUCAACUGGUCCAGUUGUUGGAGGACCAGUGGCUGACACCAUCUGGAGAAGAAGCUACCAACUUGGAGAAGAUACACACACUCUGGUGGACUGACAACUUGGUCAGCCUGUGAUAAAUGGCUGCUUGGUUUAGCCAUUUUUACGGGCAAGGCCAGACAAGGCUAAUGCACUGGACAUUUUUGCAGCAUCAAUAUUUGUAAUGCUUGCAAUCUAUCUACUUAGCAAUCUCUGUUGUUGCGUUGCUCUCGAAGUGCUUGGCUCAAGCGAGGCUUGCUGAACUCAGCCGGGCAGCAUCUUCACUUUAUACAGUGAAUACCACGGUGACAUCGUAACAUUUACUGCGUGCGGUGUAGAGUGGUGAAAACGACUGUGUGAAUGGCCAAUUCUUCUUUUUUGAGAGGGGUUUUUAAAAAGACAGGAAAUCAAUGUGAAGUUUUGUUUUAAAAAAUGAAGCGGACAAAAUAGGGAUGAGGUACUAUUUCUAUUGAGUUAUUAUUAUAUAUUAUUAGUCGACGUGGGUUCUACGCCCAUGGUGUCGACAGACGUGCUAACGUAGAGUUGUCUACGGUCAAGUAAAGGAUUGAUUCCUACGUUCUACCUAUUUACAUGCUAAGUUUAAGUAAAUAAAAACAUACAAAAAGGUAUUAUACAGUAUGUGUGCUGUUAUACAGAAUGAAUGUUUGGUGCUCAUGCCUCUAGAUAGGCGUGCGCCGAGGUUUCAGUUUGAUAUGAGGGUGUACACAUUUGUACAUUUGUACAAAAAACUGCUAGAUCUGUACAUAUCAGAGACAUUUUUAUUGUAUACGAUGACAGAAAAAACAAACAUACUUUGACAUAUACUAUCUAUGAAGAAUGGACAUUGUGGAUCAGUGUUCUUUUGUGUCGCUGAUAAGUGUAUUUGGUUGUCAAAAACAAAUGCAUUUAUAUUAAAGUGCACUUAAAGAUGAA
Molecule: messenger RNA, 4976 nt
Organism: Astyanax mexicanus (Mexican tetra)
Lineage: Eukaryota; Metazoa; Chordata; Actinopteri; Characiformes; Acestrorhamphidae
Gene: npas4a
Product: neuronal PAS domain protein 4a
Exons: 8
Coding region: 371-3151 (926 amino acids)
Biological process (GO): regulation of transcription by RNA polymerase II
Molecular function (GO): protein dimerization activity; RNA polymerase II transcription regulatory region sequence-specific DNA binding; DNA-binding transcription factor activity, RNA polymerase II-specific
Source: RefSeq, a predicted model, not a curated record